Messenger RNA from Micropterus salmoides (largemouth bass), 10027 nucleotides. RefSeq names its product misshapen-like kinase 1. NCBI's taxonomy places the organism in Eukaryota, Metazoa, Chordata, Actinopteri, Centrarchiformes, Centrarchidae. The transcript is spliced from 34 exons. Gene Ontology annotation, biological process: protein phosphorylation. Gene Ontology annotation, molecular function: ATP binding; protein kinase activity. The record is from RefSeq and is a predicted model, not a curated record. Bases 336 to 4133 code for a protein of 1265 amino acids.
GCAAACGAACACGGACACACUUGGAAACAGUGUGUACUUUUCAGUCAGCUGCAUAUGGACGCAAACAUUGUACAAACGGGAUUAAUAAAGCAAAGUUACUUUUUUCUUGUCGUUUUCCCGGGUUUUACUGGAUGUCAAGUCUGCUGGUGAAGGAAUUUAUUUUGAAAGGUCUCUCCGGAAAUGGUGUGUUUUACGCUGACUCACUUGACGCUGCUAGCUAAACUUCAGAAUGGACCCGACAAGAGGAGGAAAGCCCGUUAGUUUGUAGAGGAGAAACUGUGACCGUCCAUGUCUUGUCCACAAAUAUCAACCCGCUCACAAAGUUACUGAGAGCAAUGUCGAGAGAAAACAUCACUCGAAGUUUGGACAGUAUAGACCUCGCUGCUUUAAGAGAUCCAGCAGGUAUCUUUGAGUUGGUGGAGGUGGUUGGCAAUGGAACCUAUGGUCAGGUGUACAAGGGUCGUCAUGUCAAGACAGGCCAACUGGCAGCUAUCAAAGUCAUGGAAGUCACAGAGGAAGAAGAAGAGGAGAUCAAGCUGGAGAUCAACAUGUUGAAGAGUUAUUCCCACCAUAGAAACAUCGCUACUUAUUAUGGAGCUUUUAUUAAGAAAGGUCCUGCUGGACAGGACCACCAACUCUGGUUGGUGAUGGAGUACUGUGGCGCCGGCUCUGUGACAGACUUGGUGAAGAAGACCAAGGGGAACUGUCUGAAGGAAGACUGGAUAGCUUACAUCUGCAGAGAGGUGCUCAGGGGUCUUUCCCAUCUUCACUCCCAUCAUGUGAUUCACAGAGACAUUAAGGGACAAAAUGUUUUGCUCACUGAGAAUGCCGAAGUCAAACUGGUUGACUUUGGCGUUUCGGCACAGCUGGAUAAGACGAUCGGUCGAAGGAACACCUUCAUCGGCACUCCCUAUUGGAUGGCCCCAGAGGUCAUUGCUUGUGAUGAGAACCCUGAGGCCACAUAUGACUACAGGAGUGACCUCUGGUCUUUAGGUAUCACUGCUUUAGAGAUGGCUGAAGGAGCCCCUCCUCUGUGUGACAUGCAUCCAAUGAGAGCACUGUUUUUGAUUCCACGAAACCCUCCACCCAAACUUAAAUCAAAGAAAUGGUCGAAGCGUUUCUUGUCCUUUGUUGAUGGUUGUCUGGUCAAGAACCAUCUGCAUCGACCCGCUACUGACACCCUGCUGAGGCACGCUUUCAUCAGAGAUCUGGCUAAUGAGAGACAAGUUCGCAUCAUGCUCAAAGAUCACUUGGACAGAACCAGGAAGAAAAAAGAGAAAGAGGGUCCAGAGUACGAGUACAGUGGCAGUGAAGAAGAGGAGGACGAGGUGACGGAGGAGGAAGGAGAACCCAGCUCCAUAGUGAAUGUUCCUGGUGAAUGGACAUUAAGACGGGAGUUUCUUCGUUUACAGACGACAGAUGAUCGUGAAGGGGGCAGAGAGGGAGGCCACGGAGGAGGUGGAGGUCAGCAAAGACAACAGGCAUUACAGCUGCACAGGCAGCAGUUGGCAGAGCAGGAACGAUACAAGCAGCAGCUACUGGCUGAUAGACAGAAGAGGAUCCAACAGCAGCACGAGCAACGGCAGAAGUUAGAGGAUCAACAGAGGCAGCAGCUGUCAGACUGCGCCUUUCAGUGGGCGGAGCUGCAAGAGAUCCUGCUUGGGGAGGAGUCAGAUCUCCAUAACAACAGUAUCUUUCUGGAUGACAGAAACCGGAGGAGUGACAGGAAACAGGAACAGGCAGGCAGACAGCGAAGUGCCGAUGUGUCAGUAAGGCCUCUGGGCUCCACAGCAGAGCAGAGAGCCGUGGCUCCAAACCAGCUACUUCAGCACAAGGCCCAGUUCUCCCAGCUUCAGCUACAGCCGCAAGCCAGGCCCCAGCCGCUGGCUCAGCAUCAGCAGCCCUCAGCGGGCAGGAGAUCCCACCGCACCCUGCCCAAGGACCAAACCCAGCUCCUGUCGCUGCAGCACGACCACAGACACAGGGAGCGAGAGAGGCAGAGGCAGAGAGAAAAGCCUGUGGCAGCUGUCCAGAGGCUAACUGCUAAUAGUGGGAACACAGCUGCUGCUGCUGCUGCUGCUGCUUCCUCACCCAGCCGCCCUGUAAACAGCCAGUGCUCAGCGAUGGACCUCCAGGAGUCAAACCUUGCCAGGCUGCUUCUGGCUGCUGGUCUGCCCGGCCAGAUGCACUCUAGGCUGGGCUCUGGGAGCAGCUCUAGUCCUUGUACUCCAGCCAUGCAGAGAGCCCACCUCAACCAGAAUGCCAAUCUGCGCUCUAGUCGAGAGGCCGCUCACAGCAGCUCUAUGUCAGAUAUGGCCAUCUCCCCCUUGUCUCCAUUUUGCCCCAUGUCCCCGACUGAUGAUGUCUUCUGGGACUCGGUCACAACACCACCUAAGGUCCCAGAACGCACUACCUCUAAGUUCUACUGUCGAGAGCUGGUGAUGGGACACAAGAGGGCCGCUUCAAGUGGCAGUCCAGUGUCUGUAGCAGAUAAAAGUGGAAGAUCUGCUCCUCAUGGAGUCUCCUCUACCAGCAGCAACCACCCAGGUUACUUUAAGCUGGAGAGUCCUCUUCUACAGCAACGUCUACAGCAGCACAGGAAGACACAAGAAAACGUAACCAGUGGACAUACACAAGGUGGAAGAUCCGCAGAAUACUCCUCUUCCAGUGACGAGGUCGGCAGCAGCGAUGAUGAAGAGAGGAUCAGGUCUGGCCUGUCCAACGGAAAGGGGAAAUAUUUCAGAGGAAUACCUGAUGGCAUCGUGCUGCAACCACACCGCAAUCUUAACCAGAUUUCUCGGCUCGGCUCAGAUGACACCUACCUGCUACCAGACCUUCUGCAGAAAACCUCCUCCUCUAGUCCGACCCAUAAUGCAAUGGGCCAGCAGCAGCGGACACGUGAACUCAACUACUCACAGUCACCCAUAGCCCCUCGGUCCCCCAUACACCAGGAACUACAUGCUGUCGGCAGUCCCACUGGUAAAAACGCCUCCUCAUCUUCCUCUUCCUCCUUCCUGUCCUUCAUCGAUCCAAGAUUGAUCCCCAUAUCAUCACCGCCACAAAGCCCUACGGGCAGUAAGGGUGAACCAAUCAAGAGCCACAGGAAGGGCUCCGUGGUGAAUGUCAAUCCAACCAACAUUCGACCACAGAGCGACACUCCAGAGAUCCGCAAGUACAAGAAGAAAUUCAACACUGAGGUUCUCUGUGCUGGACUGUGGGGUGUGAAUCUGUUGGUGGGGACGGAGAAUGGUCUGUGGCUGCUGGAUCGAAGUGGUCAGGGGAAAGUCUACUCCCUCAUCAGCAGACGAAAGUUUCAGCAGAUGGAUGUGUUGGAAGGACUCAAUGUGCUGAUCACUAUAUCGGGUAAAAAGAACAAGUUGCGUCUGUACUAUCUGUCCUGGUUAAGGAAUAAAAUUCUACACAACGACCCAGAGGUGGAGAAGAGACAGGGCUGGACCUCAGUAGGUGAUUUGGAGGGCUGUGUACACUAUAAAGUGGUGCGUUACGAGAAGAUAAAGUUCUUAGUGAUUGCUUUGAAGAAUGCUGUGGAGGUGUACGCCUGGGCCCCAAAACCAUACCACAAAUUCAUGGCCUUCAAGUCAUUCAGGUCUCUGCCUCAAAAACCCCUAUCUGUUGACCUGACAGUGGAGGAAGGUCAGAGGUUAAAGGUCAUCUACGGCUCCUUUUCUGGAUUCCAUGCCAUUGAUGUCGACUCUGGAACACCUUACGACCUCUACCUGCCUACACAUAUCCAGGGCUCCAUUCAUCCACAUGCCAUCAUCAUUUUGCCAAACAGCGCUGGAACUGAGGUUCUGGUUUGCUACGAAGACGAGGGCGUCUACAUCGACACCUACGGCCGCAUCACCAAGGAUACGGUGCUGCAGUGGGGAGAGAUGCCUGCGUCGGUCGCCUACCUUCAGUCUAACCAGGUGAUGGGUUGGGGAGAAAAGGCCAUAGAGCUGAGGUCUGCCAACACGGGGAACCUGGAGGGAGUUUUCAUGCACAAAAAGGCCCAGAAGCUCAAGUUCCUGUGUGAAAGGAAUGACAAGGUCUUCUUUGCCUCGGUGCAGUCAGGAGGCAGCAGUCAGAUUUACUUCAUGACUCUGGGACAGAACUCACUGUUCAACUGGUAACAACUGGACCUGUUACUCUGGGAUCAACUGGUCGUGUCUCCCUUCAUUACUCUGUUUGCACAGUGAUGCCUAUUUAUAUUUGUGCUGGCCGAUGUUCAUGGAUAGUGGACACACCAUGAAAAGAUCAACUAAAUACUCCUGGAUCACCCGGAGUAUUUAGUUAGUUUCCAUGUAAAUGCGCACAGUUGAGUUGAUCAUAACUCCGGCCGCAGUGAAACUGCUUGUAUCCAUCAGUCCGUCCUUGAAUUCUAAAGCCUGAAUAAUAUCUCCGACACAAAAAUCUGGAACUAAAAUUCGGAAUGUAGUUGACUGCCAGCUCAACCAUCCACGGACGCAUUGAAAGGUACAACUAGCAGUGUCAGCAUCACCACAUCAUCGGGCAACAUCUGGCCUCAAGAUCCCAGUCCUUCCUCUCAUCUGUCAGCACUGGAGACCACACAAAUCCGUUUAGUUUGGUCCACAUUCAGCUCCUGGAUCACUUUGAUUUUUUUCCGUUUUAAAGGACUCCGUUGUAUCAGUUACUCUGCUAAUUAUGUGUAUAUCAGUUAGUCACUCAUAUUUGCUUUAACAGCGUCCGGCUGUGAUGCAUUACUGGAUCAGCUGCUUCCUUUUCAUCCGAUGAAGUCAAGUCUUUAUACGUGCGUUAUUAAUCUCCAAGAUUAUAAGUAAUGUUUGCAUCUCUGUUGUCUGGUCUUCAUGCAAGCAGCUUCUGUGUUAAAAGGAGUGAAAUUAGAAGAACAGAAGUCCUUCAUCAACCUCAUUCACUCCAUCAACAUCAUCUGGGCAUUUCACAGACUGGGUGUGGACAAAGCAGGGCGUCUACUGUAUGUCAUUCCGCAUUUUAUUGUGCUAUUGCUUGCCUUUUUAUCCUGUGGAUUUUCUUUAAACAAUGUCGAGAUCCACAAACCACAGUGACAUCUGUCUCCAGUACCUCUGCAGUGUUAUUUAUGAAGGCCUUUACUAGUGUUUAGUUUUCUUCUUCACUGCUGUAAGCGGACAUCAAGGACCCAAACAAAUUAGUCACUUACUGUACUGAAUCCUUAUUUUGUUGAUUGCCAUGAAGCAUUACUAGACAGUAUUAUAUUACGCAUUAUCAAAUGUUAUAUUAUUAAAAGAUGAGUUUCCUUUUUUCUUGCCUGAGGGUGAGAGUAAUCCAGUAUAACAACCUUCACAACAUCGAUUCAGUCAGUUAUGUUUAACUAUAUCCUUAGCUGUAAAUAUUCUAUCCGGGGGAUCUUAUAAUAAUGACAAAUGUCAGAAUUGAAUCACUGCCGUGAAGACAUAUUUUCACAGACUUCAGACUAUUCAUUAGGUCAUUCUGUCCCUAAUUAUGAGCUGAAAGUCAACUUUGCUCUCUGCGUAAUGUGAAAUCAGUCGCCAGUUAGGCAAAAAAAAGAUCUCUUGGAAUACAUGCAGAAUUGCACUUUUCAUUAAAAAGUAGUUGGUUAGGGUUUUUAUUAACAAAGUCUUAAUACAGUACAGUCUUCUUAGGUCCCAGUUUGAGCACUCACUCCAUCACCGGUCCAGACGUAAUCUUCUAAUCAUCAAACAUAACACCUUAAGAGCCCUGUGUACUUCACUAUAGGAAUUGCAGUUAAUGUACAAAAUAACUCCACAGUAACAGAGUAGAAAUGUUUUCCUGCAUCUGUUUUGUACAGCUUAGGAUGUAUAUAAUCUUGUAAGAUGCACUGUUUUCUAAAUGUUUUAUAAUCGAGAAGCCAUCCUUUAUGUGUGUGUACAGAAUUCAAGGCUUAUGAAUGUGAAAGUCCAUCCCAGAACAGAGUUCAUAUGUGUUAUUUCCUUGAUCUUUGAAAGUACUGUGGUUGUGAGCGUGAACAUGAGCUACUGACAGUGAAGUUGUUCACUUUUACCAACCUGGCUGCCGUGUACAAGAUCAAAUAAUGUGAAUUCUGUUUUGUGGUUGAUUUUCUACUGACGUGUCAGGCUCUUUGCACAAUGGCCACCUUGUACAUGUUUUCUUUAAUAUAUCCUCAAUUACUUUUUUGGUUUAAAGUGGAAACAUUCAAAGUCAUUAUAUAGUCAGUAAUGAAGGUAUAACUGAUAGCCUUUGGCUCUGGAUCAGUAUUUCCUACACUGCCCACCAUGAGACACACCUGUUUUAGAUGGGUCACCUUGAGAAAUGAUUUGAGCCCAGAUCUGACGAGAUGCAAUGAACUGGGCUGAAAAAAGUGAAAAUGCCUUGUUGUUUAGUGUUUGCUCUGUUUUCCUUGAUAUUUCCUCAUUUAAACAAUUAGCUUCAAAGCAUUAAACCUAACCUUGAAUCCAACUGUGUAAGAUAAUUCACAAAUCAGAACUGUUUGACUAAAUAGAUUAGAUGUUUCUCUAAACCAAAAUUUAUAUUAUUAAAUACUAUACUAAAGACACCAACUAGACCAACAUGUCAGACAGAUGGAGGCAUGAAAAAUCUCCCAGGAAUGCUGUGUCUAGCUAAAUUUCAACAAAAUGUAUGCAACUUAACAUUACUAGUGUUAAUAUAUUUAAUAGCGUGUACGCUUUAGACAGUGCUAAGUGAAGAAAUAAUUGGUUCUUACCUUCAAAUGUGAAUUUAUGCAAUUUAUCCAUUUCUCAUCCAUUUUUAUUAAACCAUUUUUUCAUUCCUUCCUUGGAUUUUGCUCAAAUUGCUAUCUUAGUUGGGUUUUGUGCUACAUUAUCCACUAUAUUAUAUUAACUCUGAAUGUUGAGGCUAUCAAAAUUUGCGCCAAAUGUUUUAUAUACAGUACAGUGAUACUCUGAGUUUUAGUUUUUAUAAUGGACUUGAUAGAAAUAUUGCAGCUGGUUCUGUGAGAAUAUUUUAAACUGGAAAAAUGAACUUUCUGUCUUAUUGUUAAGCUGUCUUCGAAUAUCUUAUAGUAUUUGUUUCAGUGGAGUAGUUGUUAUUUCUCCCUGAGAGAGCAGACCAGAAAGCUAGUUAACAUGGCUGAAGUGCACAGAAAUACAGGAUUGCAAACUAAUGGAACAGGCUAACAGACGUAGAAUUGCUUGCUAACAUAGGAUAACUUGGGCCAAAUAGUUACAGAACUACAAAAUUGUCUAGUUAACAUUUGUAACUAGUUAGCAUAUGGCUAACUAGCAAGCCCCUCUCUACGUAGAUAGUGUCAUAUUUUCUCUUUGUACACAGCUAACCACCUGUGUACAGUUUUCAUAUGAGAUAAAAAAAAAAAGUGAAACUAUAGUUCACAUACCAUGUUUAAAAUAUAAAAUUGGCAAAAAUGUUUUGAGACAUAUGUGCAUUUAGAUUUACUGUAUAUGUGAAUAUUAUUUAGAAAGCCCUGUGCUAGCUUAUGGUCAGCUCAUAUAUCGUGGCUGGCAUAGCCCCGGCAGGUUUUGGCCAGGUUCCUGAGCAAGACCCCAGCCAUCAGAGUCCAAACGGGACAGGAGACCACGCUAGAACUAGUCCAGACAUUGCCACACAGUGGUUCCAGCAUGUGUUCAGCUCUGACUUACAUUCACAUAGACAAUGUACAGUAGCUAGCCUGUUCCACUAUCCAGCACUCUCUCAUAGAUGUCUGGUUAGCAACACUGCACGUGGUUCUAUUAAGCAGUAGUUAACAGAUUGUUCUUUUUUUUAAAUCAGUCUUUAGACCGGUCAAUUUGAUUUAAUUGAUUUAAUUACAAAGCAAAGUUCGGAAAAAGCAAUAAUGUUUAUCUUUGAGUACCACUGAUUUAUCAUUGUUUUGUACUUACAUUACCAUGAUAAAUUUUAUCGGAUGAGUUGAUAUAUGGAAGUAUAUAAAACAGGUUUCUGUCCUCAUACUGUCAAGUUUGAGGUCAGAACAAAGGUUAACAUAUUUAGCUUGCUUUCUCUACAUUAUUCCAUGUGUAUUAUAUCCACAAAUAUUACCCUAAAUGUGCCAAUUUGAUAUGUUUGAUAUAUAACAUCAUGUUUUAUCUGCAUCAUUCUUCAUCCUGCUUUAAGAAACAAGAUAGAAAGCAGUUCUGCUUCAAGCUAUCUAGAGCCAGUGUCAUACGGCCAUACCUAAUGAUGCGCUACGUACACACACAAACACACACUAACAUAUAUACAGACAUUAUUGAGACACAAUGAGGACACUUUUGUGGGUUAUUAGUCUUCUCCGUAUUCCCCUGCACCAUGUCUUCCUGUGCUGAACAUUUGACUGUAGCUGUAGCACUAAUGAGAGCGAGAGAUCAAUGCACUUCGCCUACACCUUCCACUUUUUAAGAUGAUGAGAGAUUCUGUUUCAGGCCCUCAGUGACUCACUUCUUCAACUCUUUUUCUCUCACUAGUCAACACGUCUCUUCUUACCAUUGCCUUUCCAUUCUCUCUGCAUCUUUUGCUGAAAUCUCCCCUCCUCUCCCCAUCUACAUCUGUCUUGCUCUCUGUUAACGUUCUCUGGCCCUUUUGUUCCGAUGUCUCUCUUAUAGCUUUCCAUCGUCUCUCUUUCUCCCGUCUCAGAUCUGUCCUUCCACCCCAAGGCCUGUUGAAUGACUUUUCAGCCUAUACAGGAAAUGUUUUAUUUUUGUUUGUGUCACUGGAUUAGUUGGGGUGGGAAAGUAUUUCUAUUUCUACAUCUUUAUAUCUUUUUAUUUAGUUACAUCAUCAGAAAUGUGACAGUUGAGAUGCUCAAGCAAAAUUGCACUCACUGCUGCGUAUCUGAUUCUUUCCAUUAUAACAUGACAUUACCCAUCUAUAUUACAUCAAAUUCAUUUGCCAUAAUUUACCAACUUAAGAGUAUCUAGAGUCUGAUGAACAGUUGGCCAAACCCUGGCUGUUGCUGACUGGUGAGGUGGGAUGAAGUAUGAUGCAGAUGAAAGCUAAUACAAAGCAGCUCAAAUUUGUUGCAUAAGAUUUGUUAUGUUACAUUAAAGUGUGUGCCCAACUGUGGCUACAAGUAUAGGUUAUGGGAUAAAGGUCAAUGCUAAAACAGCGUAACUGUAGCACUGGUAGAAAAGAGCCAAUGUCAGUGGACUAGUAAGGACAAGUAAUGUCAGUUACACAGCCAUAUCCAUUCAAAGUUCAAUAACAUUAGCUACCGUUAGCCACUAUAAGCGGUAAUACCAGACCAAGUCAGUGGAGGCAAACCACCUUUAUUGAUGAACUGAAUUCAUCAAGGGUGCGUUUUAUUGUUUAUUAAUUCAGUUUUUAAUUUGUAAUAGGAGGAAUAUCUCUUCUUUCAAAAGUGAGCGCUACAGCUGUUAUUUUUCAGCCUGCUGAGCAAAAGUCUGAGGAUGAGCUAUGCGGUUAUAAAGAAAGUGUUUGUGUGGGAGGUUGAGGUAGAUAUGGAGCAGGUGUCCAAUGAGAAGGAAUUCAGUCUGCAAUUGAAGGAAGGAAAGAGUUGGAGGAGGUAGUUGGUGGAUUGAGUCAGGUGUCAGGUAAUAGAUGAUGGAUGAUGCACAACUUUAAGUGGCUUUUUACUGUAGCAUCCAGUAAUCCUUCUUAUUAAAAAGUCAAUUUCAAAAUAACAGUGGGGGAAGAAAUUGUUGAGUGUAAAAUCAUUUUAUGUAUCAGAGCAAAUAGCGAGACCAAACUGCAUAUGUGGAUUGAGAAUGUAUAGAUAGUGAUUCUUAUGAUGGGGAGAAAGUGAGGAUGUGAAAGAGAAUGGCUGAAAUUAUGAUGAGCCUUUUUCAGUUUGCAUAAAUUGUGGAUUGUAAAGACAAGUUGAGAUCAUAUACCAAAUAUUAUAUAGAUACAUAUUUAAGAAUAUAUAUGUUCUCCUUCAUUCCUGUACCAUUAUAAAGUUGAUCAUUUUGUUACUUUGUUUUAUUUUUUUUGCACUGGACCUAUGUUUGAUCUUCGCAUCAUAUACUGUACCCCUCCUGCUUUGAGAUGAACACACGCUAACUUGUGUUUCCAUGUAAAGAGGCAAAAGACAGCGAGACAACAAUAAAUAACAACAAUAAAUAUGUUGAAUAGA